CACUUGGAAACAUCAAACCUACCAUUUAAUUUAAACUUUCUUCAAUAGAGAUAGGGGGUACGAAUAUUUAUGGGACUCACUGUAUAUGAGUGACGUGGCGAUCAACGUGUUAAAAUAAGAACAUACGUCCUAAUAACGAUGCGACUUAUUUUUUCUUCUGGUAAAGUCUCAAAGUAAACGUACUACUACCUUUGCUACGAUUUGUAAGCAUGGUUCGGUUGGUUCAUUCUUUGUAUGCUUCCAAUAUUACGGUCCAUAUGCUAGAGUGUUUGCUAAGAAGUCAGAGUCACCAUUCUGUAUAUCAGGAACAAAAGUGAACGACUAAAAAUACUGUGUUCGUGUGUUUUAUGUUAGGUAUACUCGUCCGUAUUCUGACGUGAAUGAAAGUCACGACCCGCGACGCCGAAUCGCGUCGGCGUCGCUCGUCGGUAUAAAGGGCUCCUAACGAAGCUCUGAUUGCGGGCCAGGGCGUUUCGAUUGGACCGUGAUAAAAAAAAUCAGCCAGCACGGUGUUCGGCCGCAGAACGGCACCAAUGUAAAAGGCGGCUAAAAAUACAAUCUUCGCUCGCGUCGCGUUGGCGUGAAACCGCGCGGCUCGUUUACGCGCCGUGUCUAUUGAUGUGACCCCGAUACGUAGUCAGCUCUAAAGAAAAAAAAAAAAAAAAAUAACCCCGGGUUUUAUUGUUCGCAAUAAACUGGCAACGUCCAAGAAGAGUCAUCUCGACGGUCCUCUCGACGCCAGACCGUCUGCUUUGUGUAAAGAGAAUUGUAUCGCCGAAGGACACUCGAUUGCAGCUAAAGAGGCCUAGCGCGACGAACGCUAUACCGCGGUAUCCUCCUAGAAAUAAGUCUGUGUUACGUCUGGUCUAUCUUGUCAUUCUGAAUAAUAGGAAACGCGUAAAAGAGUCGUACGGCUUCCAAUGAGACACAAUUUCCUGUUCUUUCAUCCUUCGUGCCCUGUCUUUUGGGUUCUACCUACUUUGGUUUGUUUUCGAUAAAAUUGAAGUUCCACAUUUUUAUUGAUUGAUAAUUUUGAGGAGACAGUUGCAAACAGUUAUCGGUUGCUGAUGAUUAUCGUGUAUCCUCAAAAUAUCGCGAGGUUGUGGUUCGCCUUCAGUACGGUCUAUAAAAAAAUGCAACAUACGGUAGUUAUUUAUAAUCUGGGGUACAUAGACGUUCCAUUUUCCAGGUUGGUUUAAAAGAAGCGCAGUCCCAAGGAUAUCGCACGCUUCGCUAGACGAGGGAAACGUAUCAUCUAGGGUAGAAACUCCGCCGUGAGAAUAAUUGGCAUCGAUACGAGAUACCAAGCUAACGAGCGAUCUGUGUUUAUCUGUGGCGCGGUAUUUCGUAGACCGCGAAGGGAUUGUUGGUGAAACGAUUCCAGAAGUAGGUUGAAACGAGCGGACUAAUAAUUUUCUGUUGGUAUCGAGAGCUGUUACAUCUAUGGUGCCACGGGAUUUCUCUUCCAGCUACGACAGCAAGGCAGAAAAGUUAGAAAGAUUGUCAUUGCUCGUUGGAAGUUGUUACUACCGGUCCGUGGAGAGUCUUUCUUAUUAAUCUUGUCGACGAUGCAGUCUUUCAACAAGAUGUCACGUUGGACUUAUUUCACGACCGUCAGGGGAAUUCGCAAACUUUUGCUUAACCGGUUGCCAGCGUAACCAUAAAUUUCUUCGUCACUCCAGAGUGAGCUUCAUCUUUCAUUUUGCAAGGAGAUGAAAAGCGUUUCAAGGAACUUAUACUUAAAGACAGAAACGAAAACGUGUUAGAAAAGUCAUGGUACAAGCUUCGAGGGGAUGAAGUUUCCUAUUUUGUAACUUCCUGUAACAGACGAACAUAUCCAGUAGAGGAUAAGGAACUUGCGAACCGAUAAGGGCGGCUUAAUCUGACCAAGUGAAGGCCUGCCGAGAAAAUCAUAGCUCGGCGUCGAAACAGCUGACUCGCCGUAAAACGAGCGUCAGCCAGCCAGCCAGACAGAGCGAAGAAUAUCAUCCCCUUUAGAAGGGCUCCAGACAGACGAACCCUCUAGGCAACGGCCCUCUGUCCCCUCCUCGUUACCGUCGACCACCGUCCCAUUGCCAUAGCAACCCCUUGGAUUCAGCAGCCAGCCUAACCAACCGAUUUGCCCAGCUCCUCGCCCCGCCUGUUCGUCGAACAUUUACAUCAAACACGCUUUUCUCUUCUUUACGCGCUGGAAAUCAGGCAACCCUUUGUUCCGGGUGAGCUCGCCGCUGUGUUUUGCGUGCGUGUCAAACGUCUUUGCGUCGGUGCCACGCGAUUGCGAGUCGUAUGGACGUCGCGAGUCUGCUCUGACUUUCAAUUAUUAACGCGUCGAGCGUCACAAAUAGAAAGAAAAGAAGCGUGGGCUGCGACCACGGCCCAUGAAAGAACCCUGCGCGGUUCUUAACGCGAUAUAGCUGUCUUCGCGUGCUUUUUUCUUUUCAGUCAACUUAACGUGGGGAAAGUCACCCGCAGAACGCCACGUUCUGUGAUGUAUGAAAUCACAUAGAGAGAUUCGAAAGAUUCAUCCGCGACACGGUGAACCGACUCUACACCCAUUACGAGCCCCGGAGUACAGUUUGCGGGCUGUUCCGAGGAUAGACCUGGUCUAACGUUUUCACUAUAGAGGCAGCCAUACUUCGGCGAGCCGAAUAAUGGUCGCGCAAUUUCUCAAAUUGGCUGCCACUUUUUUCGCCGACUCGCUCGGAUCGAAUCGACGACGUCACGAAGUCUUUCGUCUACCUUCUUAAAGUCCACAGUGCAUCCUCAAGCUUCUGUCAGUCGCGUGUCGCGAUUCAUCCGUUCCUCGAGAUAACGUACGAGUGUGUACAGUGGAUCUUUCUAAAUAUAUAACGGAAAAAAUGAUUCUUGUUCUCGAUACGAGAGUUCUACCAAUCAUGAGUACGAUUGCAGCGUUGAUCGCCGCUCAGGAUACCACGUCGAUGAUAUAUCCGCUCGUGGAAAAUGGCUCAUCGUCGGAAAGAUUCGAACCCUCUGUUCGAUCGGAUCUGGCGCGACCUGGAGAGACUCUUGCACGACCUCUGACCGCGUCGAUGAAUCAUUUUGUUCACGCGCCUCAGAGAACGUUCAUCGAUCACAGAAGUGACCUUCCGUACGUUUACGAACAUCCAUAUUUCGGGUAUCCGAUGGCGCACUCCAUCGAUCACUCGGUUGGACCAUCGUCGAAGCAACUCAUGAUCGUUAGUUUCAUCGGUUUGCUGUUGUUAUUCGCGGUAAUAACGAACACGAUAGCGGCUACGAAACGGAGAGACUUGACGGAGGUAUUAUCGGGCAGAGAGAAGAGAGACAUCUAUGCUGCUUACGAUUUUAACUCAGUGAGCCCUGAACAGAAAGACGUUCUCAACGACGAUGCCAGGGUACGUUGCAUCCAGAAAACGGUCUGCUUGGAAAAUCGAAAGCUCUCGAAAGCGUUUGGGGUCACCGGCAAGAUACUAGCUAAAUACUUAACACGUACCGUCGGGAAAUCGCUGAAAUCGACUUCUGGUUGGGAUCGUCUGGUGGAGGACGCAGGCGAGGCUGGGAUUCGUGACGAGGAUUGCGACGUGCUUUAUAGGGACUGCAAGUGACUGCUGUGUUCGAAUUUCAAGAAUGUAACGGGAUGCGAGCAACGAUCGACUAAAACUCAAAAUAAAAGAGAAUGUUAACGUAACAAGUUCUUUUCCUUAUUGACAGUGGAAAUAAAGUAUUUUCUUUGGUAACAAUUUUAAAAAUCAAUUACCCUAGAUAGUUCAAAUCUUGAUCCAUGAAUUAUCGACACCUUGAAUAUAUAAGCUUAAAGUACCGCCAAUCGAUGUCACGAAGAACCGAGCGAUGAGGUUGGAUGCGUCGAAAAUAUCGAUGGCUCGGGACGUUGGAUCACAAUCGCCGGACUAAUAAAAAUGCGGGCAGUAUUAAUGACUUUUAAUUUUAAUUACAAUACGCUGUUUUUUUGUUCUUUAUCCGCUACAAACAUCGACAUCUAGCCUGAACUAUUUUAGAUAGCAGUCCGCUCUAUACACGCUCCAUUUACACUCUCUUUUUCUCCAAUCGUUCUUUCUCGUCGUCGGAAUUAUAAAAAAAUAUCAAAUCACGAACAGAAUGGAGACAAACGACCGCGCGUACUGCACUCCCUUUUGUUUACUUUGUCUGUUACGUUUGUAUCAUUUUGUGGUUUUUUUUUUCAGCUUUUAUUCAGUCGGUUUCGUUCGUUUAUAUUCGUCACCAUCGUGAAAUACCUUUCUCCUCUUCGUUUUCAUCGUUUCGACCCACGUCGACCUCCUCCAGUCACAACUAAUUAUACAGUAACGCUAUCCAUAUUAUUAUCGAUAUAACAUUAAGGCAUUACAUAUUUAUAAAUUCUUCGCGUUCACUCGCCGCUAUACAGCAAUACCACGCUAAACUCGGUAAACUUAUGCUUAAAUAGACGUGAGAUCGCUCGUUGGAAAUAGUCCAGGCUUAAGGGAAAAGAAACACAAGGGAAAAGAAUGUUUCGCGAGGCACGCUUGCAAGCUGGACCGGACGUGAUCUUGGAAAUUCGUGUCUACGUUUAACACUGUAUAUCCGAUACCAUUGGAACUAUUCGUCAGUCCUUUAGCUGUGAUUUAUUAAGGGGGUGACAUUUGACCUUCGUUUAUUUUUGCGAUAGAAAAUCUACAAUUUCGGUGUUUGAUUAGAGAAGAAAAUUAUACAGCGAAUAAUUCACGCAAUCUUCGCGAAUUAAUUCAUUCUGGGUUAGCUUGGGUGACUUCGACGCGUUGUAAGGGUACCAUUGCCCAGUUCAGCGUUAAACGAUCUUUCUCUUCGCGUUUCUUAUAGUGGAAACUACAUAUGUUCUCUUCGCAAAUAAAUCGUGCUUUUCCGUCCCGUAAAUCGCGCUAGAGAAUUCACUAAAUUCAAAUUUUGGGGAAAAGAACGAUUCAUUUCUCGCGCUCGAAGAAAAAGAAUGAAUUUCCGUCGAGGACUGUCCGGUGACAGAUGCGCUCGCAUUUUUUUUUUUUUUGUUCGUCCGUCUUUCCCUCUCGCAUUCAUCUUUUGUUUGCUCGGUUCUUUCACACUUACUCUCUCUUAAGGACGCAUACACACGCACACACAUUGCAUGAAACAUCUUUCUUUCUUUUAUCACUUGCAUGCACGCAGCUUAAAAGACCUGCUAAUUAUCGUAUCGUCAAUAAAUUAGACGCAUUUGUCGAGGCAACGUAGUUUGCACAAACAGGCGGCAGGCAGUUCACGGAAAGUACUUCGAAACAUCUACGUUUUGAAAUUCUCGUCUCGUCUCCAUGUCUCUCCGUUUCUAAACGUUCUUUGCGACGGAUACGAACGAAUCGAACGUCUUCGCGUUUUUCUUUAGGUGAUCGCGAGCCAACGUUUGCAUUUAUUUUGCCACGAUCGAUCGAUCGAUCGAAUUCAUCGGCUUGGCAUUCGUGUCGAAAAUCUUCUCGAUCCAUCGCGUGUCCGCUUACUUAAAUUAUAUAAAAACAAUCGAAUAAAAAUUUGCUUUCGUUCGAGGGAUCGAUGUCAAUACAUUAAAAAAAAGUUUUCGUUUUAAACGUAAAUAAACCUCCUUCUGUUAUUAUUUUUUGUUGGGAGACCCAACGGGAAACAUUAUUCGAAUAAAAGAAACCGAAUUCGACGGCGAAGGCCUCGAUCAAACGUUAACAGAUAUAAAACAAAAAAUAGGAGAAUCUCGCAGUUUUCAACGGAAACUCGUUCGUCCUAGUAAAAAAAAAAGAAGGAAAAAAAAUAGUAAUAAAAAUAAAAUAACACAUCGUGACAUAAAUAGAAUAAAAAUUAAAACGAAUAAAUCCAAAAUUUAUAAACGAUAAAACAGUCGAGGACACAACGCGAGUCCGCGGCGGUAUAAAAACACGUUUCUUUAUUUUUUACUUGCUUUAUUCGGUGUAAUUGAUCGAUCUUACGUUCGAUCGUCGACGCGAUUCGAAGCAACAGGAAGUCUUGGACUCCAUAUUUUAUAGAUUUUCCAACCGUACAAAAACUGAAUCCACAAAUGUGCCGACCAACACGAUACAAUCGAUCAAUCAAUUAAACUAUUGAGUCGAUACAAUAAUAAUAAUAAUAAUAUUAAUCAUUAAUUAAUAAUAUGUACAACAUUCUAAACAUUAUUUACCUCUUUUAUUUCUAUUUCAUACUUGGAACGUGACACGCGAGCUAUGAACAAAGAAAAUAUAGGUGAUCCGAUUAUCGUGAAAUAGUCCCCGUAGAGAAGAUUAAAGAUACAACGCGAGGCGAUUGCAGCGAAGAAUGCUAAAAGAAAUGAAAACGUCUUUGAGCGGGUGAAUCUUAUUUGUGUUUUGCGUCUUUCGAAACACGCGUGUGUGUACACGGUGUCUAUUAUUCUCAUAAUCUGUAUCAGACUCCGUGACGCAAGACUGGCCACAUUUUUCACGCAUGCAUGAUCAAAAACAGCGACCAAGAGUG
Molecule: messenger RNA, 6432 nt
Organism: Hylaeus volcanicus
Lineage: Eukaryota; Metazoa; Arthropoda; Insecta; Hymenoptera; Colletidae
Exons: 4
Coding region: 2859-3584 (241 amino acids)
Source: RefSeq, a predicted model, not a curated record